AGGUCAGUUAUUGUUUGGGCGUCGUAGUGAGUGGUGGUGUGUUGCUGGUGCUCCUACCCGCUCCUCACUGGGACUCCCAGCUCCUCCCCAUCCAUCCCCUCACCAGCCACCCCACACUUCAAAACCUCGUAACAUGAUCUGAAAUAUGAAGUGAAAAUCAUACAGUGACGCAACAAAGUAUUUAAUCGCACAAAAAAAUCUAUAGGGGAUUACAGUCGAAUUGAUAAAUCCUGCUGGAGUAACGCUAAGGGUGGUUUCAGGAAGGACUCCUCCAGGGAGUGGAUCGCUAAAGGACCUGCAGCAGCAGCAACUACACAGGGAUAAUGUGGGCUGGUGUAGAACGCUUCACUCUCAGGGUGUGUAUGCUGGCAGCGGCGGUGAGCGGCGCCUUUGCCAGCCUUCAGAUGGCCAAGAUCCGUCGUGAAGGAGGCAGUACAGUGACCUCGUCCACGCUGGCCUGGGUGGCUGGACACGGAAGUGAACUUCCACCACACGCUGUGGUUGUGACCGAAAACGACCCUGCCACAGUGUGGUGCAGGGCGGAGAAGCACAGUAACUGGAUGGCCGGAGCCAUGCACUCUGGCGUGUGCACUGUGCCCUUCCUAGGCAACGUCUUGCGUAUCGAGGACAACUUCGAAAUCCUCAUCUCCGUUAAUGGAUCAGCAAGAGUGAGGUACGAGAAUUGGGAUAGAUAUCUGGCGCCACCACAUAAUGCCGUGUCUGCAGACACGAAGCGUUUCUUAGCUGUGCGUGAAGGCGAAGAUGACUUUCCCCAAGCAGGUUUCCUGGCCCCUCACGAAAGACGCGCUCAUCUUGUGGCUGGAACCGCCGUGGAAAAAGUCGACGAAGCCAAUGUGCUUGUCGAAGACGAACCUGAACGCUACGACCUUCGAGCAAUAAGUAUGGAUACCAGCCGGAUCUCUAAAACACACGAGGACUCUGUCCUGGCUGAAGCCAUGCUACUGAAUCCAGGACCCUCACGCCAACGCGUUGUAGAAGACAGAGAAGUAGUGGUUCGGCAAAUGUCAUAUUGGGGCCUCAUCAAGGGUACCUAUACUGGUCUGUCUGCCCAUGUGGUCUCUCCCCCGCCAGAGGCCGAAGAAAGGGACCUUGUUUGGGGUGUGCGAAACGAGCUGGAUAGAGUAUAUCAAGAUCUUCUCGAAUACGAUUUGCCGCCAGGUACCGGCGUCAAGGUCAAGAUGAUUGGUACUGUCCGCAAAACUGAGGCUCAGUACGUCGGUACUUUGACCGCUGUUUACAAAGAUGGCAGCCAGACCUCCAGGGUGAUUCAGGGUCUUCACAUAGACGAGCGGUUGGUUUUGCUCAGGGCUCAGUACUCCCCGCCAUACUUCAUCCAUAACAACACACAACUUGACAUCCCCGAACAGACUUCAGUGCUUUACAAAUCCACCACCACAACAACCACUACCACCACAACCACUACCACAACUACCACCACCCCCGAGCCACCCAGGAUGUCCAUGGUAGGACCAGAGAAGCCCAAGAGUGAUUCACUGAGCACAACCUCUCAGCGGGAGGUGGUGGUUGGUUUUAACAGUAGUGCUAGGACCAUGUUCCCAACUCUGGCCCUUCUGGUGGCCCUGGCCCUGGCGACUCUUUCAGUUGCCUACCCUUGAGUUACAAGAUAAAGUCAGUGGCUCACAUCCUUGCUUUUCCAUCACUCUUGCUUCACAUGGAAAUUUAUUCUAAGUCAACCAAUAAUUACUUGAAGUAAUCACAAAGAACAUUCGGGUUUCUCUCAUAAUAUUUUUUUUAGAAGUGUAGAAAACAAGUACUUACAUCCUGAAAAUAAUAUAUAUAUAUAUAUAAAUGUUGUCGACAAAACCAUGUUAGUAAAGUAGAAACUAGAUGUGUAUUAUAUCUAAUGUUAACCACAGAACCUCUAGCCUUAUGUCCAACUUGGUGAGGCAGGAACGAGAUUUCAAGCCUAAGAAUAAACAGCUCCCUUUUUCCUCGUUCCUCUGACUGAAGAAUUCUUGAAAAUCGCGUCCUGGAAUCACGUCCUAGGGUUAAGUGUCGUGAAGUUACGCACACACACCCACAGGAUGUCAUGAGUGGCUAGUGUUCUGGCUGGGAGAGCGAACACAGGAACUCAAUAUUUCAUCCACCAUCUCAAUCCAGUCUGAUGUGAGAGCGGACUACGGGGGCGAUGAUCCCCUGAACCAUGCCCAGCCUUAAUACCAGCACCACACGCCGCCACUGACAGGAUGUGAAUCUUACUCCAUUACUAAUGCUGCUGCUGACGGAAAUGUUUAACAAUACUUUUAGCCCUCGUGGCGAAGACAAGUGCGUGCCUGUGUUAGAGUGUCUGAAUGCUGAGACAUGUACUCAUGUCAUCGUAAGUAAGGACGUGGAGUGAUCCCACGGUGUAGAUGUACAGCAAGAACAAUGUUGUGUUAAGAAGAGUGUGGCUGACUGUAAAUACCGAGUGUACAGCUCUUCCUGUAUAUUGCUUAUUUUCAACCACUAGUUACUGGCUUUCUUCUGUGUUUGUCUCCACACUCCUCGUUCAGUCUUUGUUGAAGGUGAAGCCUAUUUAUUUUCAUGCUCAUGGAAACGAGACAAGUCCAACUUCAAUGAAAAAAUCAUAAAGUCAGAAAUGACAUAUACUUUUUACUUUCACAACACACACACACACACACACACACACACACACACACACACACACGCAAAUCUUGUAUAAACAAAAAGUCUACUCCUCAAGGUGUGUAUUCAACAGUGUACUCAAGUUUUACUACCUUUCAAAGUGUCAGUUGGCUAAGUGUUGUACGUUUAGUGUUGUGUGUAGCCAGGAGAGGGUGUGAGACUCCGAGAUGAGUUCACACACCCACCCUGGACGAGUGUCAUGGACGGUGUAUGAUGCUCUUGAAGACUUUGUACCUGUCACUGUAAUAAAAACUGUGAAAUGUUA
Messenger RNA from Cherax quadricarinatus, 2932 nucleotides. Its product is annotated as protein unzipped. Lineage: Eukaryota; Metazoa; Arthropoda; Malacostraca; Decapoda; Parastacidae. The record is from RefSeq and is a predicted model, not a curated record.